AUGGCAGAUGAUCAGCGAAAGCUCUUGGAGCAGCUCAUGGGCAAAGAGGCAUUGGACUCGUUCCAGGUCAAGAGAAAAGAGGUCGAGAUGACCAAUCCCCGGGUGUGCAAAGCGUUUCUUGUGGGCACCUGUCCGCACGACCUCUUUGCUGGCACAAAGCUAAAUAUUGGUAGGUGCCCGUCCUUGCACUUGGAAAAGCAUAAGCUCGAGUACGAGUAUCGUACGAAAAAGAAGAACGACAAAUUCCCCAGCUUUGAGCACGAGUAUUACAAGCUGCUUCAGAAGUAUAUCGAUGAGAUUGACUUCACCAUUGCCACUGCGCUCAAACGCUUGGAGCACACCCCGGAGGAAAAGGCCAAGAUCGCCGCCGUCACAAAAGACUUGGACGUUCUAGAUACAAAAAUCGGACUCAUGACUUCGGAAAUCCGAUAUUUGGCGGCCGAGGGCGAGACCCAGAAAGCCUUUGAGCAGAGUGCUCGUUUGGAGGAAGUCCUGAAGCAGCGAGACGCGCUAGCGGAUCAGGCCAGACUCAUUGCGGAAAACAUUGGGCAGUCUGCGCAGCAGAAGCUUCAGGUGUGCGAGGUGUGCGGAGCGUACCUCUCUCGGCUCGACAGUGACCGGAGAUUGGCUGACCACUUCAUCGGCAAAAUCCACUUGGGCUACGCGCAAAUGAGGGCGGAUUUUGACGAGUUGAAGAAACGCUAUGGCUAG
This is a messenger RNA of Metschnikowia bicuspidata var. bicuspidata NRRL YB-4993, 711 nucleotides long. RefSeq names its product Exm2p (gene EXM2). NCBI's taxonomy places the organism in Eukaryota, Fungi, Ascomycota, Pichiomycetes, Serinales, Metschnikowiaceae. Gene Ontology annotation, biological process: mRNA splice site recognition. Gene Ontology annotation, cellular component: U2-type prespliceosome; U1 snRNP. The transcript has a single exon. The record is from RefSeq and is a predicted model, not a curated record. Bases 1 to 711 code for a protein of 236 amino acids. Gene Ontology annotation, molecular function: mRNA binding.